Molecule: messenger RNA, 1331 nt
Organism: Lotus japonicus
Lineage: Eukaryota; Viridiplantae; Streptophyta; Magnoliopsida; Fabales; Fabaceae
Exons: 5
Coding region: 111-911 (266 amino acids)
Molecular function (GO): zinc ion binding; nucleic acid binding
Source: RefSeq, a predicted model, not a curated record
AAGAAGAAAAACCCUUUGGAUUUGUCUUGCGGCCGCACUCAGCACCAGUUCCUUCGAAAAACGGUGGCGGCGAUAGAGAAACCCUUGCACUUGCUUGCUCGUUAUCAGAGAUGGUGAGCCAACGGCAGCGACUCGCUCGGAAGCGGUUCAAAGCAGAGAACCCUGAACUCUUCCCCAAACCAGAACCCACACCCCCAAAAGACCCUGACAAGAAGAAGAAGAAGAAGAGAAAAACCACCCCGUUCAAGCGCACAAAGGAUGAUUCAAAGGGAGUCAAAAGCAAUUCCAGAAAACACCCUCUUCGUGUUCCCGGUAUGAGGCCCGGCGAGACCUGUUUCAUCUGCAAGGCUAGAGACCAUAUCGCCAAGCUCUGUCCUGAAAAAGCUGAAUGGGAAAAGAACAAGAUAUGUUUGCGGUGUCGGCGACGUGGUCAUAGAGCUCAGAACUGUCCUGAGGUGAAAGAUGGCCCCAAGGAUGGGAAAUUCUGCUAUAACUGUGGGGAAACUGGGCACCCGCUUUCGAAUUGUCCGCAGCCUCUUCAAGAAGGAGGGACAAAGUUUGCUGAAUGCUUUGUCUGUAAACAACGUGGACACUUGAGUAAAAACUGCCCUCAAAAUGCUCAUGGCAUUUACCCAAAGGGUGGUUCUUGUAAAAUAUGUGGUGGUGUGACACAUUUGGCCAAGGAUUGUCCUGACAAAGGGAACAGAGGAUCUGUUGCUGCUAAUAGGCCUCUUCGUAUAUCAUCGAGAACUGAAGAGAGGCCCAGUAGUCAUACCAGAUUUGUGAGCGGGGAUGACAUGGAGGACGACUUCAUGGCAGAUGACAUAAAUAGUGGUGACAAGAACACGUCCUCAAACUCAAAAGAUGGCCAUGUAAAACCGAAGAAGGGUCCUAAAGUUGUUAACUUUUAACCAAGGAUAUUACCUGUCAAUGCAUUUAAUGGAUUUGAUUUCUACUCUCCAUUUGCUUUCUUCUUCUAUACUUAAGCCUGUACUCUGCAGAAUCUCAUCCAGAAUGAAGGCUGCAUCUGCAAAUCUUGGGUUGCCUUGAAGUUUGGAGAGUUGGCUUGAAAAUUUUGCUCCUUAUUGGUCAUUUAUCCUAGAGUUCUCUAAAAAAGGAAACUAAAAAUGUAACAAUAUAUUCUUGGGUACAUUUACUAGGUCACUGUAUUUGCUUUUUAGUCUUUUUAUUUACUUAUUAAGGUUCAUUUUGUUGCAUUAUUUCUAAAUACUUUAUCUUUGAAAAAGGUUGAUGUUAUAUGAACAACCUUUAGAUGCAAAAACUCACAGUUGUCAAAUUUCACCCUUUAAUGAUUGAUUUUAAUUUUUUAA